CGCCAGUAGCGCCUAGUUAGAGCAAAAGUUUUAACUGAAAUUUACAAAGUUACAAGAAAAAUAUACUUCAGCGCGAUUUUCUGAUUUUAUUUCGAAUUGCACCGUGAACCCUUUAAAAAUGUCCCACAAAAAUUAGAAAAUAGUUUUCUGACAUGUCUGACAAACUUCUAGUUGGAGAGUUCCAGCCUAUGGCCAUGCAUCGUACCGUCUCCUAUGUUCAACUGGGACGGAUUGCCUACCACGAGGCUCUGCAGAUACAGACACUGUUAAAAAGAUGCAUGUUGGACAAGAUAAGAUCCCCCAGGACCAGUCGCCCGGAAGUACAGGAUACAUUGCUAAUCUGCGAGCACGAACCUGUCUACACAGUUGGCCUGAGACAUGCAGACUACCUGGCCUCCGAAGAGCAGAGAUUGCGAGAACUAGGAGCCGAUUUUCAUCGAACAAACCGCGGUGGCUUGAUCACAUUUCAUGGACCUGGGCAGUUGAUGGCCUAUCCAAUCAUCAACUUGGCUCAUUAUACGAAAAGCGUACGUUGGUACAUUUCUCAGCUGGAGAGGACUAUUAUCAGCACGUGUAAAGACUUUGGGAUCGCGGCCACUACGUCACCCGAUACAGGCGUGUGGGUGAACGACAACAAAGUUGCUGCUAUAGGGAUUCAGUGCAGCAGAUACAUCACAAUGCAUGGACUUAGCCUGAACUGCAACACGGACCUGUCCUGGUUUGAGCACAUUGUUCCCUGUGGAAUCAAAGACAAAGGCGUGACCUCCCUCACGCGAGAACUGAAACGGGAGAUCACCGUUCAAGAAGUAGUGCCGGUGUUCCUGGAGGCUUUUGCCAGAGAGUUCGACUGCUCAGUUGUAGAAUCGGCAGAGAAAGACUUAGCUAGAAUUUCAAAUUUUGAAUCAUGUUUAUAACAACUUACUGGACUGUUGUUACAAACUACAUUCAUUAAUAACUGUUUAUUCAUAAAUACCAAAGACGUUUACCCAUUUCCAUUGGUGGAGAGCCAGUCACGUCUUAAACGGAUGAAAAAGACAUGGCUGGCUAAUCUUAAACACAUUUCCAGUGCCACAUGAAAUUAUUUUGGACGACUAAAGAUUCCCAUGAAGUCCUCAAUUCAUAACGCACUCACCACAGCUGCAUCUGAGCGUUGUCGUGCAGUAUGCGCGACACACAUGCCAAUCUCCAUAAAAGGAGUUGUUAACGUCUUACUCGUGAGCUGGACACUCCAUUAUAUAGCUAGAGGGAUGUUUCGAAAAACAGAAAG
Messenger RNA from Patiria miniata (bat star), 1267 nucleotides. It is a transcript of the gene lipt2, whose product is annotated as putative lipoyltransferase 2, mitochondrial. The coding region runs from base 153 to 914 and encodes 253 amino acids. The transcript is spliced from 3 exons. Gene Ontology annotation, biological process: protein lipoylation. Lineage: Eukaryota; Metazoa; Echinodermata; Asteroidea; Valvatida; Asterinidae. Gene Ontology annotation, cellular component: mitochondrion. The record is from RefSeq and is a predicted model, not a curated record. Gene Ontology annotation, molecular function: lipoyl(octanoyl) transferase activity.